AUGGAAAAUAUCAUAGAGUCUGGAAGUCAACCUUCUAAAUCUUCAAUUGAUGGGUCUACAGUGGUGGAAGGCCAAACUGUUGACACAAAUAAUCAACAGAAUGUGCAACCUACUACUGCAGUUCCUGAGAAGAAGAGGAAGAUUGUUGAGUCCAGAUCUCCAGUGUGGGAUCAUUAUGAAAAAAUUAAGGAUAGUACUGGUGUUACUAUCAAAGGCAAGUGUAUAUAUUGUGCCAAAAUAUAUCAAUGUCAGUCUAAAAAGCAUGGUACUACCUCCUUGAGAAACCACAUGCUUAGCUGUCUGAAAAACCCCCACUCUAAAGACACUAGACAAUCACUAUUAACCUUUCAAGCUAUUACAAAUUCUGAUGCAUCUCCUGCUACUGUUGGUGAGUUAGGAACUUGGGUCUUUAACCAGGAAGCUAUUAGGAGGGCCUUGGUUGAAAUGAUUAUAAUUGAUGAACUGCCUUUUAGAUUUGUGGAGGGUCCAGGGUUUAGGAAGUUCAUUCUGGUGGCUUGUCCUAGGUUUAAGAUUCCAUCUAGAUGGACAAUUAGUAGGGACAUCAAUCUGAUUUAUGAAGAGGAAAGAUUGAAGUUGAAAUGUGUUUUUAGGGGGAACACUCAAAGAGUCAGUAUUACAACUGACACUUGGACUUCUAUUCAGAGAAUUAACUACAUGGUAGUGACUGCCCAUUUUAUAGAUGAAGAGUGGAAGCUUAACAAGAAGAUUAUCUCAUUUGUCCCUAUUACAUCACAUAAGGGUGAGGCUGUAGCAAAAGUCCUUGAAACCUGUUUGCUUGAUUGGGGGAUUAGGAAUGUGUAUAGUAUAACUGUAGACAAUGCUUCAUCUAAUGACACUGCUAUAGGUUUUUUAAAAAAGAAAUUGAUGUCUUGGGGAACAUCUACUGUGAAGGGCAAGUAUAUUCACAUGAGAUGUAUUGCCCAUAUUCUGAACCUUGUUGUCCAAGAUGGCUUGAAACAAUGUGAUUCUUCUGUGAAGAGGGUAAGGGAGGCUGUAAGAUAUGUGAGGAGUUCACCUACUAGACUUAAGAAAUUUAGGGACUUGGCUGAGUGGAAUGGGAUUGAAUAG
Ipomoea nil (Japanese morning glory) is the source of this 1089-nucleotide messenger RNA. Its product is annotated as zinc finger BED domain-containing protein RICESLEEPER 2-like. Gene Ontology annotation, molecular function: DNA binding. The coding region runs from base 1 to 1089 and encodes 362 amino acids. The record is from RefSeq and is a predicted model, not a curated record. The transcript has a single exon. NCBI's taxonomy places the organism in Eukaryota, Viridiplantae, Streptophyta, Magnoliopsida, Solanales, Convolvulaceae.